Molecule: messenger RNA, 543 nt
Organism: Entamoeba invadens IP1
Lineage: Eukaryota; Evosea; Mastigamoebida; Endamoebidae
Product: chaperone Clpb, putative
Exons: 2
Coding region: 1-543 (180 amino acids)
Biological process (GO): cellular response to heat
Cellular component (GO): cytoplasm
Molecular function (GO): ATP hydrolysis activity; ATP binding
Source: RefSeq, a predicted model, not a curated record
AUGGGUGCUCUGAUUGCUGGUGCGCAGCACAGAAAGCAGUUUGAGGAACGACUGAAGGCGAUCUUGAAGAAGGUGAAAGAAUCAAAGAACCCAAUUAUUCUGUUUAUUGAUAAGAUCCACACUGUCUUGGGUGCUGGUGCAACCGGAGAGGGUGCAAUGGAUGCGGCAAACAUCCUGAAGCCAAUAUUGUCGAGAGGGGAGUUGUGGUGCAUUGAAGUGACAACACAUAAAGAAUACAGAAAUUCUUGCCAUACAAGCAAUCGAUUUGGUCAUGAGUCGUGUGCAACACUAUUCGCACAAAAGAACUCGCAGCCAGAGGAGAUUGACAACUUGGAAAAAAAAGACACACAACUGACAAUCGAUAAGAUCGCUCUUGAAAGAGCUGAAGCAGACAACAAAAUCUUUGAGAUUGUCGCAGACUUGAAGUGUUAUGCAAUUCCAGAAGCAAAGAUACGACUCACUGAAUUGAAGAACCAGACAAAAGAGAAAUCGAUGCUGUCGUUGCAAGUGACCCCACAGCUGAUUGAAGACGUUGUGAGUUAA